Helicoverpa zea (corn earworm) is the source of this 811-nucleotide messenger RNA. RefSeq lists its product as uncharacterized. The transcript is spliced from 3 exons. NCBI's taxonomy places the organism in Eukaryota, Metazoa, Arthropoda, Insecta, Lepidoptera, Noctuidae. The record is from RefSeq and is a predicted model, not a curated record. The coding region runs from base 93 to 737 and encodes 214 amino acids.
UGCGCGAGAGUCACCCGCCUUUAUCGGCUGUUUCGUAUCAGACGGAGUAAGGAGUGGACGUUUUUGAGAAAAACAUUCCGGUUUACCAAAUCAUGAGGAAUUUUUUGAUAUUGUUGUCUUUUGCUGUUAUUUUGUUGACACAACAAUGCACCAGCCUCCCAGUGGAAGAGACAGUGGUGUCUGUGUAUACCACGCACCCCACCACUUCGGGCACGAGCCCUCCUCUCAACGUGUACAAUCAGAUCGCCAAUAACCUUGCUGAGAGGAUCACCUCGCCUAUAUACAAGUUCCUCGGCAUAAAUAGCACGAAGCCAGAAACCAGCACGAAAUCAUGGGGAAAGAUCGAACUGCAAGACGACCAGGACUUAACGAACAAACACGAAGUCAAACCUCUUGACAACGACAUUUCAAAAGACCGAGAUGUCGAAGAACUAUCCCCAGAUAGUAUCAAUAAGAAAGCUGAUAAAAAACCAGAGAAAAUAACGCUAUAUUCAAGCUAUUUACCAGUUCUAGCUAAAGCCAGUCAGGCAUCUUAUAGUGAUCAGAUUGAAGCUAAGAAUGAUACUUGGAAUGAAUUAGAGGAUCCCUUUGAUUGGGAUGAGCCGGAACCCAGUAAGCCUAAAGCAGGGCCCUUGGUUUAUGUUCUAGAACUUUUUGGAAGCUUCUUCCAGCUGUUGUGGGGAGGUAUCAUGGCGUUGUUUAGACCAAAUUCAGGACCGAAAACUGGAGCUUUAUAAUAGGUUUGAGACGUAAUGGUAUUUGCAUAUUAUAUCGGGUGUGUCGUUCACAAUCACAUUAAAUCCUAUCGCAU